Molecule: messenger RNA, 2690 nt
Organism: Globicephala melas (long-finned pilot whale)
Lineage: Eukaryota; Metazoa; Chordata; Mammalia; Artiodactyla; Delphinidae
Product: ral guanine nucleotide dissociation stimulator-like
Source: RefSeq, a predicted model, not a curated record
AAUGGCCUAGGCAUGCACACUGCAGCACGCUAUUACACUAGGAAUUAUCCAGGGUGGAGAACAGGGCUCCACACAGGAGAUCGCACAGGAGCCGGUCCAUGGCGCCCCUGCUCCAUCUCCCUGCAGGAGGGGCAGGAGCCCCACACCAGCAACAGAGCCCAGGGCAGGCUCAGGGGGGAAAACGUGUCCACAGGGGACAGGAAUGAGACCUGCAUGGUGUGGAGCGUCCAGGCAGGCAGGCUGGAGAAGCUGGUGGGAAACCUGGUGCCUGCCUUCCUGGGCGGCGCCCCCUCCAACCUCCCCACAUUCCUGGGCACCUACAGGGCUUUCCCUACCACCCAGCAGAUGCUGGACCUUCUCUCCACAAGUUAUGGAUGCAUCCUCCCUUACUCUGAUGAGGACGGUGGACCCCUGCACCAGCUGAAAAUGUCCCUCACUCUGGGGAAGAAGCCUGUACAUUAUGAGUUGCUGACUGAAGAGGUCCCCCUGGCCUGGCACCGAGGGAGACCAGCAGACAGAGGAGCACCUGGGUCCUGACUCGAGUCCACAGCCCCAAACCCCUGGGAGACACUGGCAGAGGCCUCCAGCUGAGUCCUGUUCAAUUCCUGGCCUACAGAUAGUGUGAGAUAAUGUUUGUUGCUUAAGCCACUAAGAGUGGCUAAUGCUGUCGCACACAGUGGAUCACUCCCACGGCCAUCAAGCACCAGGCCCUGGCCCUGGCCUCCCUACUGUCCCCUACUGUCCUCCCAAGCUCCCACCAGCCACACUGGCCCCCUUCUGACUCCCUCUCUGGCCAAACACAUUCAGCUUCUAUGUUUCGUGCCUUCUUCUAGGCUAAUUCUCCCCAGAUGUGUGCAGGGCUGGCUCCUUCUCGUCUCACUGCUGGGAACAGACAUGUCACCUCAAUGCAGCCUUUCCAGAUCCCCUCACCUAGUGGACCCCAGGACCCCGUUGUGGCACCCUGCUGUUUUUCGAUAUAGAACUUGCUGUUUUCUUUCUUUUGUUUCUGUAUUCUUGGUUUUGUCUAUUUUCCCUUCCAGACUGUGAGCUGCUAGAGGGCAGGGACCCUGGUGGUUCUUUUCAUCAUGGCCCCCAUUUGAGGGCUCAGGGCACAGCUGGUGAAUGAGUAGAUAAGAGGCUCCAUCCUGCCACUGACAAGCUCAGAUGUUAGAGAUGGAUGCUAAUAAGAGGAGGUACAGGCCAGGUCAGGGGCAGGGGAAUGUUCAGGAGUCCAGGGGACACUCUCCUGGCCCCAGUUGCUCCAGUAGAGCACACUGGACACAUCAUUCCCCCUGAUGGGAACCACUCAUACUACACACCAAGCAGGGAAGCCACAGCACAAAACAUACCUUUGUUUCAGAGACUUCAGGGCAUCAACAUUCCUUGGGCCCCGGCAUGUUGGGGCCCCCCCCCGGAAAGGGGCCCUCUUGUCCACAUUGGCCCUGUGGUGUCCAGUUCCCUUACAAGGACUCCUCAGCACAGCCAGUGCAGUGGUUCUCGCCUCAAUUUCAAAUGAGGACCCUGAUGGUCUAACAAGGGGGAAUUUCUUUUAGUCCAAGGAAGAGUGAUCCAGGUUUCAGUUAUUGUCCUUCUUCUUUUCCAUUUUUCACCAUCCAAAGGUCCACUCCUUCCCUGACCCCAUGCCCCAUGGUCCCUUCCUAUAAUGUGUGAGUGUCGGUGUACACUUGUGUGGACAUGCAGAGGAAUCUACUCCACAUGUUCUGGGGUCCUAGGAGUUCUAAUUCCAAAGCAAGCCCUGUGGGAGGAGGCAGCCCUAGCCUAGGAGGUCCAAACUCUCACUUCAUCUCAAGACUCUGCCCCUGCCCAGUGCCCUGGGUUUUCCCUGCCCCUUUCUGGCCCUCAGUUUUCCAAUUGUACAAUGAUGGGUUAAAAAAAAAGACGUUCUAAAGCCUGCACACAGUCUGACUAGCCUUCCACAUCCCUGGGCUGGGUAUGUCUUGGUGAUACAAGCACCCUCAGGCAUUCCUUACAGGUUGGAGUCACCCCAGUGGUUCUUGGGUCCCUCUGACCUGCAGCCAGGAAGGGGUUUCAGCCUCAAUUAACCUUGUGCACUGAGGGACAAGGGACAGUUCCCCAAGAUGUGCUGAGGCACUGUAAGUAAUAGAAGAUGACAUGGAUGCGGACCAGGCCAAGGAAUGGGAUCUUCAGAAUAGAUGAGCCACCUUCAACCUUGCGACUGCCAUGGUACCUACGAGGACGUUUCUGAGAUGGGGAUUGUCACGUCAAAGUUCACACCGUAUUUCAGUGCAAAACCAAUAGUUUCCUUAAUAUUAGAUUUCCGUAAUAUAACAGAAAACCCAGAACAAUACAGGCUCAGACAAGAGGCAGAGUUUUUCCUUUCUCAUGUAAAAAGAUCUAUGAACUUGGACAGUCCUUGCUGACCCUGAAAUGCACAUGAUUAUAGUCAGCCAUCAUCUGUCUUUCUGUUCCAGCAGCUUUUAGGUAGUGUCAAUCCUUAAGUCAGUCUCCUACCCCAAAAUGGCUGCUGGAGCACCAGCCUAGACCAGCCACCAUGUCUUCAUUUCUGAGGCAGGACGGAGCAAAGAUGAAGGGCCAUAGCGCCCACACAGCUGUGUCUGCACUGUCUAAGCAGUCCCCAAAGCUCCAGGUAAUCUUUCUAUUCACAACUGGUUUGCCUGAAGUUUGGCCACUCUGAGCUGCUAGAGAGG